UUUGAGAGUUGCUGAUUGAAUCGUUGAAUUUAUCAGUGAUAUCGUGUAUCUGAUAUUAUUUUAUAAAAAAAUAGUUCUCAGGAAAGAUCAUGACGAAACAGAAAUAUUAUUUGUGAUUCUUUAACUUAACGUAACUUUUUAACUGAUACAUAUUAUGGGCAUUUGACGCAUUAGAUAAAUGUUUCUAAUCAUUCUCUAAAUGAAGUGGUUUUAGAUGCAAAGCUAAAGAUUUAAGACGGCAAAUCAUAAGUAUUUGAUUGUUUAUUUAUUUUAUAUUUUAAUAUGUUGCAAUUGAAACUACAUUGUUAGAAGACAUGAUGAAAAUAACAAGUGCUUUGCUCGUACACUUAAUAAUCAGUCUUUUGAAUCAGAUGCAAGGAAAUGAAAGCACACUUGAAAACAUCGUUGGAUUCAGACGUCUAAAUAUUCUGGAUGGAUAUUCAUGUCCAGUAAACAAUACAAUCAAAGUCGAAAACCAAGAAAAUGAACUUUUGUGUUUAAUUCUUUGUUCCAAACUGAGCUCAUGCAAUGGUGUUUUCAUUUCACCGGACUCUAAAGAAAGAUGUGUUAUGUGCUCUGCAACCUUUUUCACUAUUGACAUCACUCAAGAGUUAAGUACAACACGACAGUUUUACAAACGUAUUAGGAGAUCGAGAAACAAUUUUACGACCUCUGGAGUUUCUGUAUACAGUUUUGCAAAACAAGAUUUGAACUGGACGAAUGCAGAGGAAAAUUGCAAAAGUUACGGAGGACAUUUGGCGAAGAUUAUCUCUGACGAAGAAAAUCAAUAUGUAGUUAAUGUUAGUCCAUCAUCACAUAUCUGGAUAGGUGGAUAUGGAGUAGGCGGGCCGGUUGACACAUUCAGAUGGUGGGAUGGGUCACGUUUAGUUGACGGAUAUGACAAUUGGAGUAAAGGACAACCUUGGACAAACGAACCUGAUCCAACGUGUAUUGCCUUAUGGACAUCAAGUGGACAAUGGGGAGACGAGGUUUGCCAUGACAAAAGACAUGGUGUAUGCAAAUUUGAGUAAAUCACAACAUAAUCUAAUUAAUCUAGUACUAAAAGUACUUUAUUAAAAAAUAUAAGCAUUUGAUUCAUGCAUGAAUUCAUUAUUAUUGAUUCUAACAAGCUUUACACUAUUCCGAAAUAAAAAGAUAGGACAAUCAAAAUGUGUUUUAUUACAUGCUUACAUGUCAUAUGAGGUUAUUAUUGACGUAAAUAAACCAAAUGACGUCAAGAAAAUUAUUAAGACGCUCAAUGUAGUUCAAAAUACUUUGAUCAAUUCUCUUUUUAUUAGCAUGUUGAAAUGGAAAUAGACAUUGAUUUUUCUUGCAUUACAGUUAAAUGAUGCAUGGUUCAAAGUUAUAAAAUUCAUAUUUAUUUCCAAAUUAUUGAUUUGCACAUUUUAGAUCUAAAUCAAGUUGCUGUAAAUCAAGGUACUAUGUAUAUAGUGGCCGAUAGAAAGAUAGCCUAUUGAUUAUGACAGCAUUCAUAAUUAAAGAUAUACUAUCCUCAAAUUUGAUAAUAGAAAAUAUUGACAAUUGCUACACAGUCUCUUUGUAAAUAUGAAAUAAACAUGUUUUAACUCACUUAAAAUCCUACACACUACAUGGGGGUCACAAUAUGAAUAUAUAUGUUAUUAAAAGAAAACUUGCAAUCCUGUUAAGAAAAUACCAACUUUUCUUGUCCUGUUAUAGGAAAAGCAGCUCCCCAUACAUACUUUAUUUAUUCUGUUAUUCAAGUUACAAAUAUUCAAUUAUGAUUUCAUAGCUGUCAUAAAAAUUCAAGGAGGAGCAAUAGUAUAUAUUUAAUCUAAGAGCAUAAGCAUAGUAAGUUUAUAGAUACUUUAGCUAAACAUUUACAGACUCCUUGGGAAUAAUCAUUUGCUCUUUUCGUAUCAAUAAUGUUUCAUGUGCUACAGAAAAACUCUUCAACAACCCAAUGAACCAAACUUAAAUAAAAUACGUUUUUGUCUGAAAUUUUUCGCAAAGAAACUAUAGGAAAUAGUAGAUUAACAACAAUACGUGAAUAUAGAGUAAGGAAAUAGAUAUCAAUUUUAAGUGUAUUUUUGUAGAAUAAUGAACAAUUCGAGUUCAAACGCGCAGGAAAAUAAUCACGAAGGCCGAUAGACCAGGGUUAUUAAUUACAUAGCAUUUGAACGAAAUGUUAAAUGUGGAAUAAUUUGAAGGAUGUUGUAACAAUUGUUUUGGUCAUUAACGUUUUGGCCUACGCAUUCACCAGGAUAAAUACUAAACCACAAACGUGUUGCAGUAAUAAUUAUGAAAUAUUAAAAUGUCGGGAAAAUGUACAAUUCAAAUAUGUGUUUUAAAGAGUCUUUUUUAUACAAAUGAUACAAAAGCUAAGUUCUAAUUUUGAUUGAAAAAUACGAAAAUUGCCUUUCCAAUAGAGAUAUAUUUGAAUGAUAUCUAUGGGCAUAAAUGAAAAAUCUUUGGCGAAAUCACGACCGUUACUUAAGGAGUGUAGACUAACACUUGUUCCAAGUUUUUUUUCAUGCAUGUAUGCCGUCAAAUCAAAUGAUUUCUUAAUCAUAUUUAAUACUUUAAAUACUCUCGUUUUCAGAAAUUCUUGUAAUAAUUAAUAUUUUACAAUUUUCUGUUUGCAUUUAAACAUUAUUUUACGGAUAAUUAUGGAUAUAGUCAAACAAUUUUUUUAUAAGUUAGUAAUGUUAAAUAUUCUCACUGACAUCUGAUAUCCUUGUGCUAUAUUUUGUAUUUACAGUUCAUUCUUGAAGCUUGAAGCUUCGGUCCUUCAAUAAUAUUAUGAUGAUUUUUUGUAUUUGUCACUUUUUAACGAUUUUGUUUUUUUAUGAAAUUGUUCGGAUCGUAAAGCCCGAUUGCGCAUACAACAUGAUUUGUUGUAUAUUGGAGGGUGGGGGAAGUGAGAAAGUGUCUAUCAAACGUAAA
Messenger RNA from Ruditapes philippinarum (Manila clam), 2925 nucleotides. Its product is annotated as C-type lectin domain family 10 member A-like. Lineage: Eukaryota; Metazoa; Mollusca; Bivalvia; Venerida; Veneridae. The coding region runs from base 315 to 1031 and encodes 238 amino acids. The record is from RefSeq and is a predicted model, not a curated record. Gene Ontology annotation, molecular function: signaling receptor activity. The transcript is spliced from 4 exons.